Molecule: messenger RNA, 624 nt
Organism: Stylophora pistillata
Lineage: Eukaryota; Metazoa; Cnidaria; Anthozoa; Scleractinia; Pocilloporidae
Product: neuronal pentraxin-2-like
Source: RefSeq, a predicted model, not a curated record
AUGACUUACCAGAUACCUUUUGAAGGUUCUCUUUAUCGAGGCUCUGAAACAAAAUAUGUUGCAGAUUACGCAUUUGAAUUUCUGCGGAAAGGAACUCGUGACUACGUCAUCAUCACAAGUGGUAUGCCAAAUCUCACAGCAGUGACAGCUUGUUUGUGGAUGAAAACGGCUGAUACCGGAAAUGAAGGAACACAACUGAGCUAUGCUGUAUCUGGAUCAGACAACGAAUUGACCCUGUGGAACUAUAAAGAUUGUUCUUCCGUCUCUGCCAACGAUGGAAGGUGGCAUCACCACUGUGUUACAUGGGAGAAUACCGCUGGAUCCUGGAAACUGUUUAAACAUGGCUCCGUCGCGGCCUCUGGUAAACAGGAAGGUCAUGUGAUACGUGGUGGUGGGACCCUGGUACUAGGACAAGAGCAAGACUCGUUGGGAGGAUCCUUUCAAUCCCUUCAAAGUUUCAUUGGUGAAAUGAAAGGUGCCAAUUUCUGGGAUCACGUGAUAGUUGAUCAGGAAAUCGUACGAAUGUCGCAAUCGUGCUUGACAGGGGUGGGAAACGUGUUUCAAUGGCACGAUUUCAAGGCUCACGCAAAAGGUUCAGUAAAGAUAACUAAGCCGUCGUGCUAG